Centruroides sculpturatus (bark scorpion) is the source of this 5962-nucleotide messenger RNA. RefSeq lists its product as uncharacterized. Bases 58 to 4923 code for a protein of 1621 amino acids. Gene Ontology annotation, cellular component: cytoplasm; nucleus. Gene Ontology annotation, molecular function: non-membrane spanning protein tyrosine phosphatase activity. The transcript is spliced from 10 exons. Gene Ontology annotation, biological process: peptidyl-tyrosine dephosphorylation. The record is from RefSeq and is a predicted model, not a curated record. Lineage: Eukaryota; Metazoa; Arthropoda; Arachnida; Scorpiones; Buthidae.
AGUGCUGGCUGCGGUCGAACAGGAACAAUUUGUUCAAUAGAUUAUGUUUGGAGACUAAUGAAAAUGGGAAAGCUGACUGAAUUCUUUAAUUUAUAUGAAAUUAUAUCAAAAAUGCGAAAACAAAGGAUUGCAAUGGUUCAAACAAAGGAACAAUAUAUUUUAGUACAUAGAGCAGUAGCUGCACUAUUUGAACACCAACUUGAGUUAAUUGAUAAUCAUAUUUAUGAAAAUUUAGAUGAAAAUGGCCAUCCAUUGCUAAAAGACACAGAGAUUUUAAAUUCACAUGAAGCAAUGAAUGAAGAAAAUGAAAAUUCUUUUGAAAUGAAAAAGCAAGAUUAUACUAUGGAUUUUAAGAAAGAAACCAUAGAAAGUUCUUUGAGUGAAGAAUCUGAUACAACAAUUACAAAUGAUGACUUAGAAAAUACAAAUUAUGAAAGUUUUGAUGUUGGAAAUGAAACAGCAAACAAUAUAAAUUAUAGCAUAAAUGAUUAUAAUUGUGAUCAGAAUGUAAAUUUUACAAUUUCAUUGCCUCUUAAUCCAAGUAAAACCUUUACAGAUAAUUUAUCAGUUUCAACUACUAUAACAUACAAUGAUGAUAAAAUUUUAGUAGAUUCAAAGCAAAAUGAAAAUAAAAAUACAUCAAGUAAUAUUAAUGAAUGUGGUUCCCAUACAAAUGAAACAGAAUUAGACAGUAAUAGAAACAAUUUUACAAAUACAGAAACUGAAAUCAAUCCAUCUUUCUGUAUUCCAUGCGAAAAGGAAGAUAAAUCUUCUGAAAACAACUGCAAUAAUUUGACAUAUAAAACUAAUGACAUUGAAGAAAUAUUUCUUCAAAUACUUAAUGAUGACAACAGACAAGCAACUGAAAAAUUAGAUGAUAAGGCUAAAUCAAAUAAAGAUGUAUCAUCAAAAACAGUUCAGACAAUAGAAAACACAAAUGAUGGCAAUAAUGAAAUGACUGAAGAAUAUUUUAAUGAAAUGUCAGAUCAAAAUCCUGUAAAUAUAUUUGAAAAAGAUACUGUAUUGCAUAAUUUAACAAGUGAAUUGGCAUUAGCUAGUAGACAGCGCUAUAUUUGUUUAGUUACAGAAUGUGAGCAAUCUUUUUCUGAAAUUGAAAGAUUGCUGGAAGAAAAGAAUUCUGAAAAUUCAGAAAAUUUAAUUUCAAACAAUAAUAGUAAAGAAAUUUUAAGAUUUGAUCAGAUUUUCCAGAAUAACAAUCAUGUAUUGGAAGAGAUUGAAACAAAAAAUAUGAUACAUCCUUCAUUUAAUGACAGAAGUGACAAAUUUAUUCAAGAGAAACUAGAAACUGUUAACAAUAAUGAUUUAGAUUCAUUAAAUCCUAAGAAUAGUGAUUUAAUAAAUGAAAUUAAAACUGUUGAACAAACUAUAGAUUAUAAGAUAAAUUAUUUGAAAGAAAGAAUUGAUUAUGAAAAAGGAGGCAUAGAAGAAGCAUUAAUGAAAAAACAAAAAGAUAGUGAAGAAGCAAUAGAAUUUAUUGAUACUUGUAGUCAAGAAAUAUUAGGUAAUGAAUGUGAAUCAUUACAAAAUCAACAAAAUGUUAAUCAUUGUAUUGAAAAUAAAUUAAAUGAAAACAAUGCUGAGAAUUAUGAAAAUACAAAUAAGUAUGAAAAUAAUGAAAAGUUUUCAAAAUCUCUACACUAUACAAUAGAAUUAUCUAAUUCAGGAAUCAAUAAGAAAUCUGAAGAAUUUAAAAAGAUUCUUGCUGGAAGACGCAUUGGCAAAAUAUUUGAACCUGAGCAUGAUCAUUUAAAUUUUAAACAAGAAAGAUGUUCAAGUAUUUGUAUAAGUAAUUUUCAGUGUGUUGAUGAAAAACAAGAUGUUGAAACUAGUUUAAAAGGUAAAGAAAAUUGCAAUAAUACUAACAAUACUUUCCUUGAAUCUAAAAAUUGUGAAUAUGAUGAUUUCGCUAAUCAAUCUUCUGAAAAUGAAAAAUCUGCCGUAGCUCAGAAACCUAGUAUUGCAAAAUUAAAAGCACUUUUUGAAAAACCUAUAAUAAUUGAUGAAAAUACUCGUAAGUCUAAACAAAAACAAAGUCAUCCACUCUCUAGAAGUCAUAGUCAUCACAUCCAUUCAAAUAAAUCUGAUAUUUUAUAUUCUAAUGAGAAAACAGUUUUAAAACCAACAUUGUUUAACAAAGUUUCAAAAAUAUUUCAUGCUCCUUCAUACGAAGAACAUAAAAAAAUACACAAUAGUAAAUUAAAUGCUUAUAAAUAUAAUGAAGGCACAGAAACUACUGCUUUACCAAUGGAAGUUCGUGAGCAAUUCUCAAAUGCUAAUGAAAGUAAAUCUCAAUGGUAUGAUGAUUCAAAAAAGCCAUAUUCAGAUGUAAAUCUUUCUUUGAAUUCUGAGGAUCAUUUACAGUUAGACAAAAACUCAAUGACUGAGAUAAAUAGAAGAAAUUCAGAAAAUGCUGAAGUUGGAUGUUUGGAUAUUUCUUCUCUGAUGUCUUCCAUUAUUUCAGGUGAACAAAAUAUCAAUCAAACACAGUGGUAUGAACAGAAUUCACUUUUAUAUAAAGAUGCUAACAAAAAAGAUAAUUUCACACAAAAUAUUUCAAAAGAAAAAUGUACUAUUAAAGAAUAUAAUAAUAAUGAACAAAGUUCUUUGAUAUCUGAUUGUUCAAAGGGAAAAGAAUCAAAUAAAUUAUAUCAAACAAGUGCUGUUAAUCUACCAGAAGCAAAUAAAAACAAGCUUCAAAAUAUAUCUUUUAAUUCCUGUCAAGAAGCUAAUCAUAAUGAAAAACAAAUGUCCACUGAUAAAUUGGAAGCUACAACUAAAUGGUAUUUCAAAAAAGAAAGUGAUAAUGACAUUGAAAAUAGUAAUAUGAAUGAUGUAAAUAGUGAUUCAGAGUUACAGUCUUGUCAAAAUAUAGUAAGAGCUCAGCAGGAAAAUAUCGGUAAUCUAUCUCAAAAUAUGACUGAAUCAAAUCUUGAUUCUUUUCUUAAUCAACAACCACCCCUUCCACCAAAAAAGAAAAAUGACAAACCAAAAAAUAGUACUAGUUGGUAUUUAAAUGAAAACUCUCAGCAUUUAAAUAUGAAAAGUAGUACAGGAAAUGUAGAUCAUAAAGAGCAUGUGGCAGCAUAUGCAAAUGUAAUUAAAAUGAAAAAUGGAUCUCUUAUAGAAACUAAAGAUUUGAAAAAAUCAAUAUUGUACAAUCUAAAUGAAGAAAAAACUGAUUUAUAUAUGAAUGUAAAUCCAACAACGAAAAAAAAUAUUGAACAAAUUGAAAAUUCCUUACAGCAACAUCCAAGAGGUGCAAUAAUUGACCUCACAUCUCGGCAGUCUUUUGCAAAUGAACAACAAAUGGCAAAUAAUACUGAACAAAAUGUUAAAGAGGAGAAAGGAGUUCUUUCCUCAGAUUUUAAAGGAAAAUUAAAGGAAUAUAAAAAAGUAAAUCCUCCAAAAAAACUUAAAGGUUAUGAAACAAUAUGGCCUCAAAAGAGUAAUGAUAGUCAAUUUGACAAUAGUAAUUUAGAUAAGAAGUUUGCAUCUAAUAAAGAUAUAUUAAAACAACAGAAGAAUUUUGAAUUAUUUCAAGAAAAGUCUGCAGAAUGUAAAGAAAAACCUCAGCCAAAACCUAGAUCAUUAACAUCAGAUAAACAAAUAACUAAAUCAAAAUCAUCUUCAAAUAUCUUCCCAAAACAGUUUAAUGUGAAAAAUUCAGUAUCCGAUUUUACUAGAUUUAAAGAAACAUCUGUGAAUAAAGUUGUUUGUGAACUGAAUAGUAUUUUGAAUGUAUUGACAAAUCGUCCAUUUAAAUCUUCAAAACCUGAAACCUCUGUUACAGAAAAGUCUACUUGUUUAUCAUCAGAAACUUCUCAGAAGAUUCAGCCAUCUGCUCCACCUCGUAGAAAAUUGAAACAAGACAUUACAGACUGUCAUUUGUAUAAUUCUGAAGUAAAUUGUCCAGAUAAAUCAAAUUAUAUCAAUAGAAAAAUUAAUGAUAUUCAUAAUGUUGAAUCAAAUGUAAACCAAUUAUCUAAAUCCACAACAUUACCAAAUAUUAAUCAUUUAAGUUCGAGAACAGCAAAUGAAAGUGUGAAAGAAAAUAAUGAUAAGAUUUCAGAUUUUGAAUCUUCUAAAUUUACUCAAGAUUCUAAAAAACUUUAUUCAGUUUAUGAAAAUAUUGAUUGUAAUCAAUUUAAUAUUCCACAAGUAGAAAAACAAGAAUCAGCAGAUAAUUUUAAAAGUAAAUUAUAUAAAUUAAAACACUCGACAUCAGAUGCAAGUGUGUUUGCAGUUUUAAGGAACACAAAAUAUCGCAAAAAUAAAUUAUCUACAGAUAUGUCAAUCAAAUUAGAAAAGAAAUUAAAUGAUGAUGAAAACCAAACAAGAAAUUUAAAUGAAAAACACAAAAUAAUUGAAAAUAAGUCUAAUAAUUUAAGUGAAAGUUCAAAACAGUCGUAUCAAAUAAUUAAGAAACCCGAAAGACGUUCCAUGGAUGAUAUGGAUAUGUUUCCAGUUGCACCACCAAGAUCAAAACGCCAUGGUCCAACUUUAAAAAGUGUUUCAGAAAUGGAAAAAUUUACCAAAAGUUUAGAUGAAGUUGGAUUAAAGCCUGUGAUAUCUACGGAUGCUCUGAAAUCUUUAAAUUUUCCCUCUCAGCAAAGACUUCAAAGUAACUAUGCAAAUAAUGAUACAUCUAACUAUACUCAAUCAGUUUCUACAAAAAUUGGUUGUUCCACAAAUACCUUUGCUGAUACACCUAUUUUAAAGAAUCCUGUUAUACGAACAAAGUCAUUAAAAAUAACUCCCUUAAAAAAGAUGUCACAUACUUCAGCAGAAGCAAAGCUUUCCAAUAAAGAUGUUAGGACUUCCCAGAAUGAUUAUGAAGCAUCUACUACUAGCCAAUAUGCAAAAUUAUCUCAGGGUUCCAUUUGUAAAAAUCAAGAGAGUUAGUUUUAUAUAUUUAUUCUCUUGAAGAGAAUUUUAUGUACUGUAUUUUUGAGACUAUAUUAUUUGAGUUUUAAGUUACUGUUUCUUUAUUCAUGUCACUAAAAUAAAAUUGUACAUAUUUUAUAAAUUGUGUAUUAAAAUUUUAAAAGUCAUUCUGUACUUAGCAUUUAGGAUAUAAGUAUCAGCUAACAUAUUUUAAAAUUUAUUUAUUUUUUCGUGCAUGUGUGAACAUUAUAAUAUUUUUGUCAUUGUGAUAAAUAUACAAGCAUACUGAGAAUUUAUUUUAUAUGUUUUUUUUUAUUUUUUAACAUAGUUGCUAUGUAACAAAAGUUAUACAUUAUCAUUGUAUGAGGUAACUUGAUCAUUUGCUUUUUUUGUUUUUUUUCUUUCUGAGUGUGAUGUGCAUUAUAAACAUUUUUUGCAUUCCCUUUAGUGUUCCUAUAUAAAAAUGAACAAAUUAGUGAGAGGAAAAAGUAUUAACAGCUUUUCUAGUUGAAAAUCUUUGAAUUUUAUUACCAAAUAAAAUAAAACAUAUUUUUAUACAUGAUAUAUAUUAUUAUAAUAAAAGAUAUAUUGUUUGGCAUUCAUAAAAAUUUGUUACUUAAAAAUAUAUUUGUCAAUCAGUUGACAAAUUGUUCAAAUACUAAAAAGACUUAUCUUGUUGAUAAUUUUCAUGAAGGACAAUGCAUUUUGCAUUAAAAAGAAAUGUAUAUGGAAAAACUUUGUAUAUUUUAAAAACUUGGCUUUUUCCAAGAAUUUUAACAAAUAUAUUCUAAUUGAAGUAUACUUUGAUUGUUUAUAGUUUGUCAAGAUUUAUUGUUAGCUUUUAACAUGUUAAAGCUGUUUAAAAUUUAAAGUAUAUCUUGUAUAACUUUUACAGUUUUUAAAUGAAUGAGCUCUGUACUAAAGUACUGGUACAUUCAAGUUUGUUGUAAUAUUUUCAAGAAAAUCUUGUAAAAUAAAGAAAAUAUUGAAAAGAUGGAAUAUGUAUAUUUUUUCUGAUUAUAAAAUAUAGCUUUAAAAAAACAAAGUACUAAUAAAA